Molecule: messenger RNA, 2478 nt
Organism: Trichophyton verrucosum HKI 0517
Lineage: Eukaryota; Fungi; Ascomycota; Eurotiomycetes; Onygenales; Arthrodermataceae
Exons: 5
Coding region: 1-2478 (825 amino acids)
Biological process (GO): regulation of ER to Golgi vesicle-mediated transport; retrograde vesicle-mediated transport, Golgi to endoplasmic reticulum; endoplasmic reticulum to Golgi vesicle-mediated transport
Cellular component (GO): Dsl1/NZR complex
Source: RefSeq, a predicted model, not a curated record
AUGGCAGGUAACUUAUCAGCGGAAGAUGCGACAAGACUUGUUGAUUUCGUGAAUGAUAAGAUCCAGAGCAUCGAAGACCUACAGAGUUUGGAUACCCUUCUUCAGAGCCUCCAAGAGCAGCAAGAUAUCCAGAGACAACAGCUACGGGAAGCGGAGGAGAUCCUUAAAAAUGCCACGAAGGCUUCGAAUGAGCAUGCGGAGGCGGUUCGAAAAGAGGCAGAGGCAUUCAAACAACACCAGGCUGAUAUAGACCGUCGCUUACUGGUUGUGACGCAAUCGGAGCACAGCGAUGAGGCGGUUCGCAAAUUUGAAGAUAGCAUUGCUAGAUUACAGAGACUCGAUGUGUCUCAAGGCUAUUUGGAGCUGUUAAGCUCCGUUGAUCAACUGAAUAAGGAUGCGAUGAAGACCAUGAAAUCAUCCCCGCAUGAUGCCUUACGAUCAUAUGCGCAGCUUCGUUCCAUCGAGACGUCUAUAUCAACUGGCCAGGAUACUGUUGAAGGGGCAACUCCGUACCUCCUUGACUAUGUGACGAAAGUCUCGGGGAGUUUAAAAGACUCCAUUCGUGUGGAAUAUACAGAUAAAUUACAGAAUAUUCUGGAUAAAAUGAAGUGGCCCAUGAAGGAACUUCCAACGGAAUCAGUGAUCGAUGAAUGGAUGCGUUGGUGUGAUCUACUCCUAGAGUUUCAGGAACCUGAUUUUGCGAGCGUCACAAUUAAAAAAGGCCCCGAAGACCAAUCUGAGUUGCCGAUUCUACUUCCCCUAGAAGUCAUGUCUCGACCCCUAGAGCUUCGGUUUAAACAAGGUAUUCUCUUCUUCCCACAAUACAAUGGAGUUGAUUUUUUAUUAACCCACCCCAAGCCAGAAUACUUCAUGUCCCAUGUAUUGGAUUUAAUCAACACUCAUGCUGAGUUCUUUUCCGCAUAUUUGCAACCAAUAUUGAACAGAAGAGCACUUAAUGGCGCUCCAAUGCUCCGGUCGCUAUACUCAGAUGCCGUCUCGUCGUUUAUAUCCUCCCUUUUGCCAAUGGUACGGCAAAAAGCAUCAAGUCUACUGCCGACAGUAUCCAAGCACCCUCAAGCUUUCAGCCAUUUAAUUCAUGAAUUGAUGAAUUUUGAUAAUGAACUUAAAUCUUCCUGGUCUUAUCCAUCGAAUGCAAUGGAAGAAAAUGCAUGGAAGGGAAUAACCUGGGAGAUAUUAACAAAAGAGAGUUGGUUCUCUGAAUGGCUUCAGGUAGAGAAGAAUUUCGCCCUGGCACGAUACCAAAGUAUCAUUGAUGCCGAAGAUGGCGGUGAAAUUGAUUAUGAUGGAGUAGCACCCAUGGCAACCAAGCCGACAAAGGCAGCUCUCCGAGUUAAUGAUCUUCUGGAGAAUGUCACGGAGCUUUACCGACCAUUGUCGUCUUUUAGUCAGAAGCUUCGAUUCCUAAUCGAUAUCCAAAUCACAAUCUUCGACUUAUUUCACGGAAGGCUACAUUCUGGUCUAGAAGCAUACCUUGCUAUGACAUCCGCCAUAGGGCGCACGGUACAGGGUUCCUCAGCCGGCCAACCUAAUCUAGAUGGAGUUUCUGGCCUAGAGAGACUAUGCAGGAUAUUUGGAUCUGCCGAAUAUCUUGAGAAGAAGAUGCAGGACUGGGGAGAUGACGUUUUCUUCCUUGAACUUUGGUAUGAGCUCCAGGACCGGGUAGCAAGGCAAGGCCAGACUGGAAAGCCGGUGGCCGGCGCACUAUCAGUGUCAGAGAUUGCAGCACGAACCUCCUCGUCGGUCACCAAUAACAACCAUGAUCACCCCAGCGAUGCAGCGGAAGGUGCUCUAUUCGAUGAGACGGCUGCAGCAUACCGCCGCCUUCGAAUGCGAUCUGAAUCUAUAAUCCAAUCUACAAUAGCUUCGAACGUUCAGGCUUCCCUACGGCCGUAUAAUCAGGUAUCUACUUGGGCUUCUCUGCGCUCGUCUUCUGAUGACCCUGGCACUCCUACCACGCCCUCAGUAGAUCUUGUGCAAACCCUACGGCUUCUCACUGCUGACUUUUCGUUUCUCUCCCGAACGCUAGCUAUUGCCCCAAGACGCCGCGUUGCUAACCACGUCCUACUCGCUAUCCAGACGUACAUUUGGGAUAACAUACUGAUGCGGAACUCUUUCUCUACUUCCGGCGCGGCACAGCUCUCUGUCGAUAUUUCCAAUAUCUGCGACACCGUAGAUGCUGCUAUAGGUGUAAAGGCUGGUGAAGAACUCGCAGCACGUACAAUGAAAAAGUUACGGGACGGUUUAUUCAUCCUGAACCUGAAAAUUAAAGCAGGAAAAGAUCAACCGCCAGACACUAGUGAUGCUGCUGGAACAGCGCUUGGUUUAUGGGAAGCUGAAAAGAGGCUCUUUGCCAACAAUGAAAGCGCGCGAGGUGUUUUAUCCGAGCUUUGUAUAGACACGUUGACUGAAGCUGAUGCAAGAUCGGUUUUGGAGAGAAGAGUGGAGGUUCGCAGUUAG